Cylas formicarius (sweet potato weevil) is the source of this 1785-nucleotide messenger RNA. It is a transcript of the gene CCT5, whose product is annotated as T-complex protein 1 subunit epsilon. NCBI's taxonomy places the organism in Eukaryota, Metazoa, Arthropoda, Insecta, Coleoptera, Brentidae. Gene Ontology annotation, biological process: protein folding. Bases 34 to 1665 code for a protein of 543 amino acids. Gene Ontology annotation, molecular function: ATP hydrolysis activity; ATP binding; ATP-dependent protein folding chaperone. Gene Ontology annotation, cellular component: chaperonin-containing T-complex. The record is from RefSeq and is a predicted model, not a curated record. The transcript has 6 exons.
CAAAAGAUCGUGGAACGUUUUGAAAAUCAAAUUAUGGCGGGUUUUCCGGGAAGCAUCGCUUUUGACGAAUAUGGCAGACCUUUUAUUAUAAUCAAAGACCAAGACAAACAAAAACGAUUGACCGGAAUCGAUGCACUGAAAUCUCAUAUUUUGGCCGCCAGACAAAUUGCUAACACUAUUAGGACAUCCUUGGGCCCUAAGGGUUUGGAUAAAAUGAUGGUUUCGCCGGAUGGUGAAGUAACCGUGACCAAUGAUGGGGCGACAAUCUUAAAAAUGAUGGACAUUGAACAUGAAAUUGGCAAACUUUUGGUAGAACUGUCUCAGUCGCAAGAUGAUGAAAUUGGUGAUGGCACUACCGGGGUUGUAGUACUUGCUGGCGCCUUGCUGGAGCAGGCAGCCACAUUAGUAGACAGGGGCAUUCAUCCUAUAAGGAUAGCAGAUGGUUUCGAAAUGGCAUGCGACACUGCAGUAAAGCACUUGGAAAAGAUCGCUGAGAUGUUCCCAGUGUCAGACAAAAACCCUGAGCCACUGGUAAAAGUGGCCAUGACCACCCUCGGGUCGAAAAUUAUCAACAAGUGCCAUCGGCAAAUGGCUGAAAUUGCAGUAAAUGCAGUAUUGGCAGUCGCCGACUUGCCCCACAAAGACGUCAACUUUGAGUUGAUUAAAGUUGAAGGGAAGGUUGGAGGAAAGCUGGAGGACACUGUGUUAGUAAAAGGAGUGGUUAUCGACAAGACGGUAUCGCACUCACAGAUGCCGAAAGUUCUAAAAGAUGUCAAACUGGCUAUUCUGACUUGUCCCUUUGAACCCCCAAAACCUAAAACCACUCACAAGUUAGACGUAAAAGAUGUUGCCGGUUACAAGGAAUUAAGGCAGUACGAGCAGGACAAAUUCCGAGAAAUGGUUAGCCUCGUGAAAAACGCAGGCGCUACCCUGGCUAUAUGCCAGUGGGGUUUUGACGAUGAAGCCAACCACCUAUUGCUGCAGCAGGAGCUGCCGGCUGUUAGGUGGGUUGGGGGGCCCGAAAUCGAGCUCAUAGCGAUAGCGACCGGAGGUCGCAUAGUGCCGCGGUUUGAAGAGCUCAGUCCUGAAAAACUGGGUCACGCUGGACUGGUGAGGGAGCUGACGUUUGGCACAACAAGCGAUCGAAUGCUGGUGAUCGAAGAUUGCUCCAACUCGAGGGCGGUGACGAUCUUAGUGCGCGGCGGUAACAAAAUGUUGGUGGAGGAAGCGAAACGGAGCCUGCACGAUGCUUUGUGUGUUGUGACGAGCUUGGUACAGGAACCCAGGGUCGUUUACGGGGGUGGCGCAGCUGAAGUGGCGUGCAGCCUGGCGGUGGCAUCGCAGGCCGAUCAACUUGCAUCACUUGAGCAGUACGCGUACCGGGCGUUCGCUGAAGCUUUGGAGAGCAUUCCGCUAGCGCUGGCGGAAAAUAGCGGUCUAUCGGCCAUCCACGCGCUCGGUGAAGUCAAAGCGAAACAGUCGUCCAGUGGUGAUCCGGCUCUUGGAAUCGAUUGCAUGUUCACUGGUAACAUAAAUAUGCGCGAGCAGCACGUAAUCGAAUCUCUUCGCUCGAAGCGGCAGCAGUUUUUGCUGGCCACGCAGCUCGUGAAGAUGAUAUUGAAGAUCGACGACGUCCGCCAACCAAACGACUCCCAAGGGUUUUAAAUACUAUUUAUUCCGCCGUAACAUAUUUUGUUUUUAAUAAUAUUUCUCAUCCGCGCAGAUUUCUUACAUUCUUAUGCAUAAAGCAUUAAAACCAUCUAACCUUUAAACCUUUGUUUUAUU